Messenger RNA from Dentiscutata erythropus, 248 nucleotides. NCBI's taxonomy places the organism in Eukaryota, Fungi, Glomeromycota, Glomeromycetes, Diversisporales, Gigasporaceae. The record is from the annotation of a GenBank genome assembly.
AUAGCUUUAUUCUUGAAUCACCGGCUCAAAUUGCUUUAAUUGUAAAUAUUCUAAUGACUCUUAUAAGCGGGUUUGGAUUUGUUGCUGCCUGUGUGACAUUGAUUAAUUUUGCUGGACCUAUUGUUGAAGUUUAUUUUGCCAAAAUUAUUGUUGAUUAUGCUGAAAUUGUUAAAAUUCAACGAGAAAAUGCUCUAACACCUAGAAGAGUUGAGGCUUCUAAUAUAACAAGUAGUCAAGUUAUUAAUUAG